Molecule: messenger RNA, 785 nt
Organism: Chara braunii
Lineage: Eukaryota; Viridiplantae; Streptophyta; Charophyceae; Charales; Characeae
Source: the annotation of a GenBank genome assembly
UCCGUAGGAGUGGGGGAAAGCAGCGGAAGGGAUGGAGGGAGAAGCAAUGGGGAAGGCUGAGAAAGAGAGUCGAGCGGCGGUGCGUGGAGGCCGGCGGAGAUAUGCGGAGGUGAACGGAGAUGGGCGAAGUCGAGCGGAGGUGGAGCGAAGGUGGGUGGAGGUAGGCGAAGGUGGGCAGAGGCAGACAAAGGGGAUUAGGAUUGGGAUCGGAAAGCGGAAGCAGAGGUGGCGAACUUGGCACAUGGCGAAUUUGCCACGUGGCGAUCUUGGCACGUGGGAGGGGGAGGUGGCGAUCUUCUCACGUGGGAGGGGAAGAUGGCGAGCUUGCCGCGUGGCAAACUUGCCACGUGGUGUGAAGCGGAAGCCGAGGUGGAAGCGGAAGCUGAAGGUGGCCCGAACGGAGGUAAUCGGAGCUAAGAUGGCCAGAGCGCAGGUGAGCGGGCGUAGAGGAGGUGGUCUUGUGGACCGCAGAUGGGCCGAGGUGGGCGGAGGUGGGCGGAGGUGGGCGAAGGUGGGCGGAGGUGGGCGGAGGCGGGUGGAGGCGGGCGGAGGGGAUCGGGAUCGGGAUCGAGAAGCGGAAGCGGAGGUGGCGAACUUGCCACAUGGCGAUCUUGGCACGUGGGAUGGGGAGGUGGCGAACUUGCCACGUGGCGAUCUUGCCACGUGGCGAUCUUGUCACGUGGGAGGGGGAGGUGGCGUGUUUGCUGCGUGGCAAACUUGCCACGUGGUGGGAAGCAGAAGCCGAGGCGGAAGCGGAAGCUGAAGCGGAGGUUGAAGCGGAAGCG